CCUAGAGUAACCGGGGAUGGAAGGAAAAAUUUGUUUUUAUCGAAUUUCCCCCCUUCUUCACUCCCCUGGCCGAUCUGAAAUGGAACGACCAUCUGCUCGACCAAGAGUACGCUGCACCGGCCUCCUCCCCAGACUUGGAAGCUAAUCUCGAGAUCCUCAUGCGCGGGGAUCCUCAAACCGGGAGGAUUUUCCACCAAGGCAGCUGGGUUUGGAGUGUAGAGUCGGGUGGUGAGGUUGGUCUUGCAGAUAUGGAGUUUGAAGAGUUCGCUAUCCCCGAGGACCAACCAGCGGGGGAGACCGGGGGCUCCCAAGCCAAUCCUGCCAGGACUUUCCUGGUCAACCCAGAGACCGUGGAAAUCCUGGACGAAGAUGAGCCCCAAGACAACCGGUCUAAGGGGAAGGAGAAGGAGAAGGCCGGUCGCCGGGUGAAGAAGGUGGCCACCACGCACCCUUCCUACGCCAAGAAAAGGGCAAGGUCAGAUCCUGAGCCGGCCGGUCAGACCAUCGAGGAGGCCUUCAUCAAUCUCGGGCUGAGGCUGAAGGAGGCGGGGGAGAUCGGGCCGCAAACAGUGGACCGGUUGGGGAUGAGUUCCCCUUCUGAAGUCGACCGGCUGAAGAAGGAGAAGGAAGAGAUGGCACUCAUCCUGAGGAGCCAGGCUGAUGAGCUGAUCCGGCUGUCUGGGCUGGCCGGGGCAAUAAAGACUGAGAUCUCCCAACUGAAGGAGGAGAACGGCCGGCUGCUGGACGAGGUCUCUGAGGCAAAUAGAGAGAUGGCGGAGAAGGAAGAAAACUUCCCCGGGCGCGCAGCCGCCUGGGUUGAGGAAAAUAAGGCCGAAGCUGCCCGGGUUCUGACGGCGAGUCCAGAAGCUACCAUGGAAUCCUUCAGGCUUCUAUACCGGGAGCCUGAAGGAAGGAAGAUUAUUACCGCCGUCGGAUCUUUCGGAUUUAAGUGCGGUCAAAAGAAAGACCGGGCAGCUUUCCACCGGAUCCUCCUGAAGAGAGACCCGGCCUUCACUGCGGCUUCCUACGGCCUGGCUCCUAUCCCAGAGGAAGAGCCUACUCCCCCUUUCCCCUUAGAUUAGGAUCUCCUCGGCCUAGACCGGUUG
This is a messenger RNA of Cuscuta campestris, 1106 nucleotides long. NCBI's taxonomy places the organism in Eukaryota, Viridiplantae, Streptophyta, Magnoliopsida, Solanales, Convolvulaceae. The record is from the annotation of a GenBank genome assembly.